UAGUACUGAAAGAUACUUUGACGAAAUUUUUUAUUGCUUUCUUCUUUUUAUCUCUGCUACCAAGAAUUCUAUCCCCAUUCUUUUCUUAUGAAACUGGAUGUUCAAGAAUCUUUGCAAAUUCAACCAUGCAUAAAGCUGAACCUGAAAAUUGAUAAGAUCAGCGGUUCAGCACAACAUCUCUGUAUUCUUUCUUAUCCCACACUGCUUGUCUGCUUUAAUUAGUUUUCACAUAUCUAAACAUCACGAUUGUGGAUUACUUUUGGCUCCAAGGACUAGAUCGUGGACAUCAUUGUAUAGCAGAGGAAGGAAGUUUUUGCAAGUUUUGACUCGUGGAUUAGUUUUUGCAUGUUCUAUGGCUUCUUCUUCUUCUUCUUCUCCUUCUCGUUCUCCUGCGCAUGCCUUUAAGUACGAUGUCUUUCUUAGUUUCCGAGGCGAGGACACCCGCAAUACUUUUACCAGUCAUCUUCAUGCCGCUUUAGUGCGGAAGAAAAUCAAAACCUACAUCGAUUAUGAACUUGUGAGAGGAGAGGAAAUUGCACCUGCCCUUCUCGAAGCAAUAGAGGAAUCACAACUUUCGGUGGUCAUUUUGUCAAAAGACUAUGCUUCUUCAACAUGGUGCUUGGACGAACUUGCGCAUAUUUUGGAAUGCAAGGAAAGACAUGGACAGAUUGUUAUACCCAUUUUUUACAGAAUAGAUCCUUCACAUGUACGCCACCAGAGGGAGAGUUAUGCAGCUGCAUUUGUUCAACAUGAAGAACGUUUCAAGAACAAGGUGCUCAAGUGGAGGGUUGCUUUGACAAAAGCAUCCAAACUAGCUGGGUUUGAUUCACGCAAUAUCGGCCUUGAAUCCGAAUUAGUUGAGUUUGUUGUCGAAGAUAUUGUGAUGAAGUUCAGUCGCGAAUGCUCAAGCGAUUUAAAGGGUCUGGUUGGAAUUGAAAGUCGCAUCCAGCAACUCGAGUCAUUGUUAUGCAUUGAUGUAGAAGAUGUUCGUGUUCGCACUGUUGGUAUUUGGGGUAUGGGUGGUGUUGGCAAGACCACCCUUGCUGGUGUUGUAUUCAACCGACUGUCAUCUCAAUUUGAAGCUUCCUAUUUCCUUGCUGAUGUUCGGGAAAGAUCAGACAAGACUAGACUAUACGAUUUGCGAAAUGAACUUUUCAGCAACUUAUUGAAGGAUGAAAGUCUGAGGAUCGGCACUCCAUCUAUAGGUUCAACUUUUAUAAAAAAGAGGCUCUCCCGUGCAAAGGUCCUCGUUGUGCUUGAUGAUGUGAAUGAUGAUAGCCAACUAGAAACUUUAGUUGGUGAUCAGGUUCAAUUUGGACCAGGAAGUAGAAUCAUUAUAACAACUAGAGAUAUGCAUCAACUUAAAGUGAUGCAACAACUGCAUAAAGGAGCUGACCAUGAUGUUGUAAUAUACAAGGCAACGGAACUAAAUCAUGAGGAAGCACUUCAGCUCUUCCACUUGAAUGAUUCUGAGGAAAUCAGGUGCGGAGCAGAAUAUACCGAAUUAGGGAGAAUGGUGGUGCAUUAUGCUGCGGGAAUUCCCUUAGCGCUUAAAAUCUGGGGUUCCUUAUUUCGUCGAUGCAAGAGCACACAAGAACGGGAAAGUUUCUUGAAAAAGUUGAAAAGGUUUCCUGAAAAGAAACUUCAAAAUGUGUAUAGGAUAAGUUAUGAUGCAUUAGGAGAAAAUGAGAGGGAGAUAUUUCUUUAUAUCGCGUGUUUUCACAAAGGGGAGGAUGUAUAUAGAGCAAAAGAACAAUUAGAUGCAUGUGGAUUAUUUGCGGAAAUCGGAAUCAACAUUCUCAUUGAUAUGUCUCUGAUAUCAAUCAAAGACAAAGGGUGGACAGAAAAAACUCGUUACCUGUGGAUGCAUGAUUUGAUACAAGAAAUGGGUUGGGCAAUUGAGCGUGAACAACAUCCUGCGAAGCCUGGAAAGCGCAGUAGGCUGUGUACCCCGGAUGACAUCUGUCAUGUGUUGGAAAAGAAUAAGGGGACUGAAAGAGUUCAAAGCAUAUCCCUAAACCUCUCUCAGAUUACAAAGCUGAACUUGACUCCUCAAGCCUUCAAAAAGACGUGUAAUCUAAAAUUUCUAAAGUUAUAUGGUGAAGAUCGCUCGGGCCACUACUACUACCCUUGGAAGGACUGCAAUGUGCACUUUAAUCUUCACGAUCUUGAAUAUCUUCCUGAUUCCCUUAUAUAUAUCAGCUGGCCUUUAUACACUUUGAAAUAUUUGCCAUCAACAUUUUCUGCUGAGAAUCUCACUGAGCUUUCUAUGCCUGGUAGCCAACUCCAGAGACUUUGGGAUGAAGGCCAGAAGCCUAGGAACUUAAAACGCAUCGAUCUCAGUCAUUCUGAGCAGCUGGUUGAAGUUCCAGAUCUCUCUAUGAGCGUAAACAUCGAGAGGAUAAACCUUGAAGGCUGUGGAGGGCUGGUUGAAGUUCCUUCCUAUUUUGAAAAUCUUCACAAGCUUACUUCAUUGCAUGUGAGUGGUUGCACGAAUCUUAGUGUUCUAUCAGAUAUGCCAUGUAAUAUGGUCUCGUUGAAGUUAGGUAAGACUGCUAUAGAGCACUUGCCUUCAUCAAUUUGGUCCCAUGAAAAACUUGUUAGAUUGAAUCUUGAUGGGUGCGAGGGCAUUAAGAAUCUUCCAGACAGUAUUUGGAAGCUUUAUUCCCUCACAUAUCUUGUGUUGUCUGGGACAAGUAUAGAAGAAUUGCCCUCGUCAAUUGAGGGUCUCUCUGGGUUAAAAUAUCUUGAACUGCAAGGUUGCAAAAGGUUUGUCAGUCUCCCAAGCUGCAUUUGUAAGUUGAAAUCUCUUAAGACCAUUUCUCUGUUUGGUUGCUCUGGCUUCAAAAACUUCCCUGACAUGUUGGAGCCUAUGGAACAUCUGGAGAAUCUUAAUUUAGGAGGAACGAAAUUCAAAGAGCUACCCUGUUUGAUUGAAAACGUAGUUGGGCGGAAGGAAUUAGUGUUACCUGGGUGUAGAAGCUUUGAGACUGUCCCAAAGAGCAUCUUGCCUCCGUCGUCGGUCAUUUUAUGGUCUCCGAUGAGUAGACUAAAACUCCGGAACUGCACAAUGGUAGAAGAAAUCCCUGAUUGCAUCUUUAGCCUAAACAGGUUAUCUGAAUUAGACGUGGGUGGAACCAUGAUUAGGAGCUUACCUUCAACCAUCAAUCAAGCACCUCGGCUGAGAGGAUUAGUUCUAAAGGAUUGCAAGCGCCUUGAAUCUUUACCCAAACUCCCAUAUCUUCUAGACUGGUUAGAUGCAAGUGACUGCAAGCGAUUGAAGACAGUGUCUGGGUUAACGACUGCACUCACAGAAGGUUUGGAUCGAAGAGUUCCUUCCGUGUUGCAUAUAUUUUAUAAUUGCGUAAGUUUGAAUGAGAAUGCAAGGAGGAACAUAAUGGAUUAUGCACAUCUUAGAAAUAAGGCAACAGAUGCACAUCUUAGAAAUAAGGCAACAGCUAAUCAUCCGGAACUUAGGUACGAAGUUAGAUGCUCGGGAAAUGAAAUUCCAAAAUGGGUGAGCAAUCAAAUGGAGGGAUGUUCGAUAGAUAUCACGCUUCCUCUACGUUGGUCUGAAGAUGCAAACUUUUUGGGCUUAGCUUUCUGUGUUGUUGUUGACUUCCAUAAAACAAUACAUGCGGGAUGUGGGGGUGAAUCCAUUUUCAAAACCGAAAAUGGUGAAAGCCACACCUAUCAGUUUAGCAAUUUUGCGAGCUGUGGGAUCCAAGGGGAUGGCGACAACUCAGAUCACUUGGUGGCGUGGUACGAUUCCCUUCGGAAGGUGAGGUCCACUCCUUAUACCAAUGCCACUCGAGUCUCUUUUCAGUUCUAUGCAGGCGGAUCGUCUUUCGAUCGCAAUGCACGCCGUAUGUGUCUAGUUAAAUUGAAGGUGAAAAGGUGUGGGGUGGGCUUUGUGUAUGCUGAAGGUCCAGACCGAGAUGCUGUGAGAGUUCAGCAUGUUGAAGCUACCGGAAGUGAGAAUUCAGUUGCCUCUCUUGAAACCAUGUUUCGAAAACUGUCAUUAAAUUAGAGCACCACAAAAUCCGCCCAAAAACAAAAAAAACAAAAAGUUGUGCUCUUCAAA
Rosa chinensis is the source of this 4084-nucleotide messenger RNA. RefSeq names its product disease resistance-like protein DSC1. The transcript is spliced from 6 exons. The coding region runs from base 353 to 4030 and encodes 1225 amino acids. NCBI's taxonomy places the organism in Eukaryota, Viridiplantae, Streptophyta, Magnoliopsida, Rosales, Rosaceae. Gene Ontology annotation, biological process: defense response; signal transduction. The record is from RefSeq and is a predicted model, not a curated record. Gene Ontology annotation, molecular function: ADP binding; protein binding.